AUGCUGGUACAACUCUCUCUCUGCUUGCCCCCAGCCUGUCCGCCGGGAUUUUUCGGGAAGCGCUGCGAGGAGCGGUGUGACUGUGCCCACGGCUGGUCCUGCCACCCGCAGAGUGGAGCGUGUCACUGCCACCGGGGGUGGCGAGGGAAGCACUGCGACAAACCCUGCCUGCCGGGCCGCUACGGCGCGGGGUGCGGGCGGCGGUGCCGCUGUCCCGCGGGAAGGCCCUGCCACCACCUGACGGGGGCCUGCGGAUGUCCCCCGGGCUUCACCGGCCACGGCUGCGACAAGGCUUGUCCACCGGGCACGUACGGGCAGGACUGUCACGGAGUGUGCCAGUGCUCUGCAGAGAAUCAGGAAUGUCACCCUGUCACUGGCCACUGCUCCUGCAGCCCGGGCUACCAUGGGGCCCACUGCCACCUCCGGUGUCCAAAAGGUACUUAUGGUUCAAACUGCCAAAAUCCCUGUAAAUGCAUGAACGGAGGCCACUGUGACCCUGCGUCAGGGACGUGUGAUUGCGCUCCCGGUUUCAUCGGAGCCAACUGCAGCAAAACUUGCCCUGAGAGCCGGUAUGGGAAGGACUGUGCCCAGUUCUGUGCCUGUGGCAGAGGUCAGUGUGACCCACGGAGCGGCGAGUGCACCUGUGCCCCCGGCCACACGGGACCUGCCUGCCAGCAAGUGUGUCCCCAGGGACGAUAUGGCCCCAACUGCCACCAGACAUGUACCUGUCAGAACGGUGGCAUCUGUGACCACGUGGAUGGCAACUGCACCUGUGGGCUCGGCUGGACAGGAAGAUCCUGUGAGAAAGAGUGUCUCCCUGGGAAGUAUGGGGCUGGCUGCUCCUUGGACUGCCUGUGCCAGCACAAUGGCACCUGUGACAGGUUCACAGGGUGCUGCAGGUGCCCCGAGGGUUUCUACGGCCACUCCUGUGAGCACAGAUGCCCUCUUGGAUUUUAUGGGCUGGGCUGUCUUCAGGCCUGUGCCUGUAAAAAUGGAGCGAGCUGUGAUGCAGUGACAGGACAGUGCCUUUGUCCUUUGGGUUAUCACGGUGUCCACUGUGAAAACGGCUGUGACAGGGGCUGGUUUGGUGAGAGGUGCCAGCAUCAAUGUGACUGUGGAGAUGCUCCUUGUGAUCCAGAGACUGGGAAGUGCCUUUGCCCACCUGGGAAGACUGGAGACAAGUGUGACAUUGGGUGCAGGCCAGACCGGUACGGCCCCGGCUGCUCCCUGCGGUGCCAGUGUGCCGGCAGAUCCCGCUGCAAUCCCCACAACGGCAACUGCGCCUGCCCAAACUCCUGGAUGGGGCCAACCUGCAGAGAAGGUGGCCCUCCAAAGCUUCCUUUUUAUGAAGAACAAGCUCAAGAAAGAGGGAGUAUUUUUCCAAGAGCUCUACAACAGUAACAUUUGGACUAAUAAAUGAACUGUUUUAUAUGCACAGACGGUAUUUGAAUUUGGAUAUGAAAACAGUUAUUCAAUUCAGCUUGAAUUGUACUGAAGUAUUCACACUUCUUAUGGAAGACUACAGAGGCCAUUUAGUAGCUGGAUCCUUUUAAAAAGUUGAAUCUGUUUCAUGUGCUCAUUCCUAGCCUCUUGCCCCUCCAUUAAUCUACUCUGGACAUUCUUUCUGGUAUUAAUAUAAUUCAUUGCUUGAAAGCCUGGACAUGUUUUUAAUCAGACCAGCUCCAAAGAGUACGGGGAUAAGCGGCGUGUAACACCUCACCGUGGAAUGAGCCAGACUCCAUAUCAGGGACUUUCUAAACCCACUUGACAGCCAGCACCAAGUUUGAAGAGUGUUCCACAGAUUAUUUCUCUACAGAUUCACUGCAAAAUCACAUUGCACAGAAACUAGAGGGAUUCAUCAAGUUAAUUCCUCUUUGAAUAACACUGUGUGUUCUAGAGAAGUAUGCAGUCUAAUUUUGAACUUGCAGCUGAAGAAUCUGCCACAAUCCAACAAGAGUCCUCAAUACAUUGUUAAUUUAUUUAAGAGCAUCUUCUGCAUUUCUGGUGUGUUUGACUGAUUGGAAGAUCUCUGUCUGAAUCUGUCUUCCAAAGAGCGUGGUGUCAUCUGCCAGACUCUCCUGGCAUUCUGUGUUCUCACAUCUUACCAGAUUAAUUUCUCAGUGGUUUGUCAAGCCAAGCUGAGCAGCACUUCUCAUAAAACAGUAUUUGCUGAUGCAGAAAAGGUUUUAUCUUAAAUGGAGAAAGCAGAUAGAAGAGAAGAGGAGAGGUGCUUAAAGAUAAUAUUUUUGGGUUUGGGGCUUUUACUGAGCCUUUUUAUUGUUUUUUAAUCAUCUUACAACAGUUCUGAUCCCAUUCAAUAGCUGCUGGUGGCCACUUCAUAGAACAGAGAUGUUUUGGUGCUAUUUUGUCUGUUCAGACAGGUUUUCUUUUGAUAUUAAAAAUAUGUCAUUAUAAAGAAAUGUAUGUUCUGUAUUUUAAUAUUCUGAGUUAACCAAGCUAAAAGAUUUCAGUGUCUCUUUAUACCUCUCUUUAGGUUAGGAGUUACAAAAUCUGUGUAGUAACCACUUGAUUCUUACUGUAUCAAAACUGCACUUAAGAAGGGGCUUCAGGGCUGUGGUAGACACAGAGUAUGGGCAGUUCCAGCUCUUGUGCUGACAUUCCAUUCACCACCAGAACAAACUGCAGCUCUGCAAGAGCAGGUUUUUGUUUUGCAAGAGACAAAAUGACAAUAAUUGAUGGUAACUUGGGAUUUUUGGAGGAGUUUGUUGUUUUGGUUGGGUGAGUGAUGAGUUGGUGAAGCAGGAUCCAGGAGGUUGGAUGGGAAGGUGAGCUAACAAUUUUCCCCAUGGUUCACCCCAGGUCUUAAUCUGCAGUCAGUGACUGUCCAGGCCAAAGCACAUGGCACUCGUUCCUCUGGGAGUUUAUUUCAAACUGUGAUCUAUGGGAGGCAAGACAGUUUUAGGAGGUGUUUUCCAGGCUUCAUGGAAGUCUUAUUGUUGUUAUUCAUCACUUCGUAGGUAUUGAAAGUAAAGGUAUUUGUGAAUGUGUCAAAAUUAAUUAACUAACUGUGCUUUCAGCCAGAAAAUCACUGGGGCUGAUGUUGAUCCCUUUUAAUUUCUUCUGUAGAGCUCAAUGAAUGUCACUGGAAAGUUCAUUCAAUGUAAAUGUGGCAAAAUUAUAGUCCCAGAAGCGUGUGACUCUCAGCAAGGCAGUGACAUUUUAAAUGUUCUUUUGGAGGUGUGAUGGCUGGGGUCUGAUCCUACAAUUAUGUGAAUUUGGGGCAAUUUCACUGAACAGGAACUGAUAAAUCUCCUGUGAGACAAUGAGAUACAAUCUUAGCAACUGCUGGAGAGGAACAAUUCAAGUUGAGCAGUUGACAUAUUUUGAUCUUAGCUCUGUAUUUUCUGCAGAGCCAAACUACAGCAGUAGUGCAAGUGUCACACUGGACUCAAGAUUUUUUGUAGAAUCAUCAAGUGAGUAAAGCUGUAGAAAACCUCUGAAGGUCUGAGCUUCCCUUUAAAGCCUGGUCAGCUUCAGAGUCAGAUGGGUCAGAGAUUAAUAAUUCAAAUAAAAUUUCAGAGAUUCAUCCCAGCUAGUUUUGAAUAUCUCCAAGGAUGGAGAUCCCACCGCCUCUUUGAACCUGUCCUAGUGGAGAUUUCAUUUUCUUCCUUUUUUUUUUCCUGGUUUCUAAUCAGAAUUUCUUAAGUUUCAUCUUUGGUCCACUGCUUCUCAUCUUUCAGAGUGGAUCUCUGAGGAGCCUUUGGCUUCCUCUCCCCCACACCCCCAUGGGGUAGUUGGCUACAGCCUUGGUCCUCUCUUCUGAAGUCUCCCCAUUAUCUCAGUGACCCUCACUGGCCACAUUCCAGUACAUCAGAUGUUCCAGUUUGUUCCAGCUGCCCAGAGACUGGUGUGGUUACUCAGCAGCUCAUGCAUAAAACCCUUUACACUGCUGUCAGACAGCAGAAUGGAUCAAAUGUACUGUUUUUCCCUUAUUUUAGUAGACUGACGUGUCAUUUGAGCAGCUAAUCAAAGGGGAGACCUUUCUCAAGCCAUAUUAUUUACACCUGUGUAUACUUGUUUACAUUUUCCACAUUACCUUACUAAUAGAAUUGUAAAUAUGUAGUAUAAGGAAAUAAAACAUUUUUGUAUUAAGUGUUUUUAAAGGAUGUCAUGAUUUUAGGUACAUGAUGAAACAUAUUUUAAGUGACUGAUACUGAGCCUGUGCCAGUGAAAUAAGAGACCCAAGCAGAUCUGCUUUGGGAAAUAUUUCAGCAAACAUUUUUUUAAAUCAAAAAAUGCCAAUUCAUACAAACCACUCCAUAUGCAAUAGACUUUUUUAUUCAAAAUGCUUCUUGGCUUCUUUAUGUUAUUACCUUGGGAAAAGAAGUUCACUUCAGUGCCAUCCAACAGACCAUUCUGAUUUAUGGUUCUGCAUGACCUUUUGUUCCAAAACAAAGAACAGUCAUAUACAGGUAAAAAUCAGAAUUAAAGAUUACAAAAAUAUUAAAAGAGGAAUUUUGAUUGGAAUAGUUGGAAUGUCUUAUCUUGGUUCUUCUUUUUUCAUAAGGCAGAGAAAACAUUUACAGGAUUUUGUUUUCUAUAAGAGCCACACUUAUACAUUAUUAGCUACUAAUUAAGGAAUUUUAUUUGCUUCUGAUAUUAUUCUGAUUCUGCUCCUUACUACAGUUUAACACAUUAACGUAAUUCUUUGCCUACAAAGCAGUCUUUAUUUGACAAGGUUUUUUAAUGGAAAGCUGACUAAAUCAGCUUUUCCAGAGAUUAAUUUUGUGGCAAGCGAGUGUAGUUGCUACUAAAUUAAUACAACAUCGCUUAUUUGCUUCAUCAGAUUCCAGUGAAAGAGCGUCAGGCUGAAACAGUCCUGACCACAGCACUGGGGCUUGUUGAAAAUGAGAGUGAAAAACUCAGUGAAAAUGGGGUUUAUAGUUAAAUUGAUGCCCUUCUUCCUCUUGGUGAAGGCUUUGCUGGCUCUCCAUUUCCCAGGAGUUAAUUACCCUUCCUUGGAGAGAGCGCUCUGUGUAUUCCUCUGUAACGCACUUGCACGUGCAGAUAGCUCCUUUCAGAAAGGCACUGGAAUUAUUUCAGCCAUGCAGUUCCUGUGCCAGCUCCCCCUCUCUUACCUUGUGUGCUCCAGAUAACUUCAGUUGGAGUGGGAAGGAGCUGAGUGUAACUCAGUGGGCCCAGCAGAACCUCGCUCGCUGAGAAUUCAUGAAACCAGAACAACGUGUUUUAAGUUAGACUUCACUAACACUAUCCUCAUAGGAAAACAAUCAGAAUUUUUAAAAUUCCCCUCUUCCCCUGCCAAAAAUUAUUAUUCUACUUUUAUCCUUUUUAUGUUGAAGAACCAUAGCUAUUAAAGUUUGCCCAGAUUCCUUGCCAACCAUAUUAUUUUGAUUGGCUGCAGGUUUCUGUUUGUGUAAGUAAUAACCAGCAUAGUGUCAGGAGUUGCCAACGGGACAAACAUGGAAAUAAUACCUUCAUGUCCUUCCCAGAAGAGUCAAAGACACAUUUGGGAGCCAUCAUGGCUUCACUGUGCAGCUCAAACAGGGACUCUCAGAAUUUAGCUUCUUAUCAGAGCAAAAUAAAGCUUAGGAACAAUCUUUGAGAGUGCUGGUGGACCAAGAAACCUCCAUCCUCCCAUCCUUGUGUUAACAUUCUUAUAUUUAGGCUAGAAACCUUCUCAGUCUCCAGCUUUUGAAGGAUUUUUCCUUCAGAUUGACCUGACUGAGCAACUCUGUGCAUGGGCUGCAACUGUGCCCAGUAAUUCUUUUGCAAGGUCACAGCUUAAAUUCUGUCACUGUGUAAAGCAAUUUCCAGCAGUAAACACCAAAUCUCAGCCUUGUAGAGCAUAAAUUGUUCGCUCUGUUCUUUUCAUUGCUUUUAAUAAGAACUCACAUAGCAAUAUUAUGUCUCUGUGAAUUUGUAAUCCCUCUUCAAGGAAUGUGUGGGAUAUAUCUCAGAUUUGUACUGUACUUUCUGUUGUAGAUGUGUUGUAGUGAAAGGAUGCUGAUUUUUUUUUAA
Messenger RNA from Poecile atricapillus (Black-capped chickadee), 6000 nucleotides. Its product is annotated as multiple epidermal growth factor-like domains protein 6. Bases 1 to 1401 code for a protein of 466 amino acids. Lineage: Eukaryota; Metazoa; Chordata; Aves; Passeriformes; Paridae. The record is from RefSeq and is a predicted model, not a curated record. The transcript has 11 exons. Gene Ontology annotation, molecular function: scavenger receptor activity.